ACCUACCUUUAAUGGCCAUGUCCAAGUCAACUAAAAAUUUCAGGUUCCUCGCAGGAUACGUAUUCGACACUCAGCAAGUCAACUCCACGCGUUACAAUCAAAUCCCAGCUGUAGCCAGGGACGCAAGCUCCUCUCGCCACUAUAAAUACUCUUACCAGAGCCGCCUCCUCGAUCAAAAUCACAACAUUCACUCAUCCAAAAAAAAAAGUGCUGAACUUCACCCUCUCCCUAUGGCUUCCAUUUCCCAUUUCACCAUCUUUACUUCACUUCUUGUUUUAUUCUCCGUGCUUCACCCUGGCCUAGCCACCACAAGAAAACUUGCUGCUCUGGUUCAAGAACAGCCUCUCCUGCUUAAGUACCACAACGGCCCACUUCUUAAGGGCAACGUCGCCGUUAAUCUAAUCUGGUAUGGCAAUUUCUCUGCUAGCCAGCGAUCCAUAAUCGUUGACUUUCUCGACUCUCUUAAUUCGGGUAAAGCUCCAUCGCCUUCAGUGUCGUCCUGGUGGGAAACGACAGGGACAUACAAAGGUGGCCCAUGCACCGUUGCCUUGGGCAAUCAGGUCCUUGACGAGAACUACUCUCUUGGAAAAUCACUCAAAAUGAUACAGCUUGUAGCGUUGGCUUCCAAAGCUGGCCACGGGUAUAAUUCAGUCAAUUUGGUGUUUACAUCUGCCGACGUGGCGGUUGAGGGAUUUUGCAUGAGUCGAUGUGGGACACAUGGAUCUGGUAAGGGCAAGACGGGCAAGUUUGCCUACGCCUGGGUGGGUAACUCGUUGAGUCAGUGCCCUGGUCAGUGCGCGUGGCCUUUCCACCAGCCCAUUUACGGACCACAGAACCCUCCUUUGGUCUCUCCAAACGGCGAUGUUGGAAUCGACGGCAUGAUCAUUAAUUUGGCUACGGUUUUGACGGGAACUGUGACGAAUCCGUUUAAUAACGGGUACUUCCAGGGGAGUGCUGAGGCUCCACUAGAGGCAGUGAGCGCGUGCACGGGUAUUUUUGGGAAAGGAGCUUACUCGGGAUAUCCUGGGGAGGUUUUGGUGGACGAAACGACAGGAGCUAGCUACAACGCAUUUGGUAUAAAUGGACGCAAGUAUCUGCUCCCUGCAAUGUGGGACCCGCGAACCUCCACGUGCAAAACCCUCGUGUAAAUAAAAUAAAAAUGUAAAAUGUCAAUAGUCGAAACCAUGAUAAUUUCUAGGUAUGUGCUCAUUUUUUCCCCUGAGAAUAAUAUAUGUAGAUAUGAAUCGAGAA
Molecule: messenger RNA, 1251 nt
Organism: Manihot esculenta (cassava)
Lineage: Eukaryota; Viridiplantae; Streptophyta; Magnoliopsida; Malpighiales; Euphorbiaceae
Product: protein EXORDIUM-like 2
Exons: 1
Coding region: 12-1148 (378 amino acids)
Source: RefSeq, a predicted model, not a curated record